Molecule: messenger RNA, 8033 nt
Organism: Stegodyphus dumicola
Lineage: Eukaryota; Metazoa; Arthropoda; Arachnida; Araneae; Eresidae
Biological process (GO): regulation of apoptotic process; nucleosome assembly; negative regulation of DNA-templated transcription
Cellular component (GO): nucleus; PML body
Molecular function (GO): nuclear androgen receptor binding; transcription corepressor activity; histone binding
Source: RefSeq, a predicted model, not a curated record
UUGAGUUUACAAUUCUGGUAAUUCGUGGUAUGGUUUUUCGAAGUAGGAAAUAUGUUGAGCGUAAUACUUGGCUUUAUUUUAAUAAAUCCAGAAUUGCAGGUGAUGUGAUUUAACCUGAUGGUUCUGGAAUAACGGAUUUAGCUUUCUGCAUAAAUUUUAAGUUCUAACAGAUAUACAAAAUAUGUCAGUAAAUAAUAUAGAGGUUAUAACUUUAUCAUCAUCUGACGAAGACACCCAGUCCAAGUUGUCUUUGUUAAAGAUCAACAGUAUUUUGUAUUUGCAGAAAGAUACUGCAGAAAAAUGUAUGGAAAAGGAGAAUACAGAUUCACCAUUAAUUGAUUCUGCAACUUCCAAAGUGGAAAGUAGCCCACAGAAAUUUACUGCAAGGAAAUCGUUAACAAAUAUGUUGGCAGAUGAUAUACAAAGUCACAUAUCUGUUUCUCAAAUUGCAACAAAAUUGUUUCCGAAAUUUACUGCAAGAAAAUCCUUAGUUAAUGGAAAUAAUUCGUCAAAGAAAAAGAAAAAUCAUGUAUCUGUUUCUCAACAUAGACAAAAUAAUGCAAGAAAAUCUUUAACUAGUAACUCAUCAAAGCAUGUACAAAAUUGUAAAUCUAUUUCAGAAAGUAGGGAUUUGUGUACAGCAAAGUAUGAUGCAUCUAUCCCUGUAACAUCAACUCCGAAACCAAAUAAACCAGAAAAACCUGCAUCAGGAUCAUUAGUGACUUUUCAAAGUAAAAAAUUGUGUUCUGAAAAUUCUGAAGUUCCUUGCAAAGAUAGUUGUAUGAAGGCAAAACAUAAAAUAAAGCAGACUUUAAAUCCCAUGGUUAGAAAUCACAAUACUGAAGUAAACAGUGUUCAGCAUGCUUCUGCAACAGUUUCCUCUUUGUUAAAUCACCAAAAGUCUGGUGUUAAAAUAUCUGCUGUAAGUCAAAAGAAACUCUGUGCUUCACCUCAGGCUUUAAGGACUGUAGUUGGUGAAGAAGCCAAAGCAUUACCAAAAACAGUGCAUUCUUUGUCAGUUGUGAACAGUGUGCAUUCAAAAAAGAACAGUGAAAGUGAAAUUAAAGAAUCUGCUCAAAAUACUGUAGUUUUAAAUGGUAAACAAACUUCAUUAACUCAUUCAAAAAAACACAUUAUUCCUAAAUCUCUAAAAAAUGAUCUUACAAGCCGUGGAGUAAGCAUUUUCAAUGCAGUUCAGAAAACUCGGAUUGAACUACCAUGCUCAAAUACUUCAAACUUUAAAAGUUCUGAGCCAAAUACUGAAGUUUCUAAAAUAAAAAGCCAUGAAAUGUUACAAGGUAUUAGCAAUCUUGAAAAAGGUGGUCUAAGUAUACAAUUAAUUAAUAAUAGAUCAGCUUCUAGCAGAGAAUCUUCAAACUGUAAUUACAGGGAACAUAUAAACGAUAAAUCUUCUGGCUUAGAUAGUACGAAUAAAGAUGCAAAAGCACCACAUAAAAAUUUUAAAUCAUCUACGUCUGUUUCAGGGACUGGUGUUAAAGCAAACAGUUUAAAUAAUAAUCACAGUAAAAUAUUAACAUUUAAGGAUCCUAAAGAAUGUCAAGCUCUGUUGAAUAAGGUGAAUCAGAAAAAUUGCCAUAAAAAAAAACGAAGCUUUCAUUUUGAAGGCCUGUUAAUUACUCCUGUUUCCAAAGGAAAAAAUAAUUCUAGUAAUGAUAAAAUUCCUGAAUCAUAUGAGAAUCUUUCUUUUCCAUCAAAAAGGAAAUCAGAUUUAGAAAAUACAAAUGUAAAAUCUAAAAAAAGUUCUAUUAAAAUAUUGUCUGUUGAAUCAUUAGCAGAUAAAACAAAUUCUUUGCUGGGAAAUACAGAUUGUAAGGAACCAGAAUUUUUAGUUGAUUCAAGUAAGACUUUGUCACCAGAUGAGAUUAUUAAUGUAAAUAAAUUUGCAGAGAUAUCUGCAGCUAGCAAUAAAAAUACUCAACCUGCAAGUGAUUUACCACAGCUAAAUUCUGAAGAAAAUGAUAAGUCCAAGAUUUUAUCUGACAUGUAUGAUUCUAAAACUUUUUCGUCAUUGGAAACUAGAGCUUUAGCAGAAACUUCUUCAAAGAGUAACUUUACUAUUUCCAGCAAGGAAUCCCUAAAUUGUGUAGCUUUGAAAGAUGCAGAUGCUGAAGAAAUGAAGUCAUUUAUAACUGAAACUAAGGAGAAUGGUACAAAAGAUUUGCAUGUAAAGGAAACAUUGCCAAUUGAUGCUUUAUUAUCUCGUUUUGAGAGUUCUAGCAUUAAAGUUGUUAAUAAAAAUCUAAAUCAUCAAGGAAGUUCCAGCAUCCAAAAGAAUGUUUGCACUGGUGCUCAGAAAGACGAACUAGCAGUAUCUGAAGGCAUACAAGAAGCAAAAGCUGUGAAAGUAGGAACUGUUACUUUAGUUAAAGAGAAUUCUUCUAAAGAUGUUCAUGUAGAAGCUUUGCAUGAAGCUCUAAAUUCUGUUGAUAGAGUUAGAGCAAUAGAUGAAAUUAAGUCAAGUCAUUCUGAGGGGCAAAGAAGUUCUUUUGAGGCUAUUUCAACUAAACUUUCACUAGAACGAAAGAAAAGCUCUAGUGCUUUGGAUAUUGAAGAUGAUACAAAGGAGUGUAUAAAUAACCCAGCUACUUCAACGAAACUUUCACUGAAACGAAAAAGAAGUACUUCAGAUGUUGAAGAUGAUCCUAGGAAGUGUAUAACUAACCCAAAUAAUGUUUUAUGUAAUGGAAAGCUAGUUGCGGAGCAAAAGAAAAAAGAGCCAACUGAGAAUUCAUGUAAAUUUCCUGUAGAUAACAAGGGAAAAUUUGUAAAGCUUUUAGAGUUUUGCAAACCGUAUAUGAAACUAACAGAAGAUGAGGAAAAAAAAAUCCAGAACAACUUGCUCAAACAUUUAAAUUAUGCUCAUCAGAAUUUUGUGAUCAGUAAUGAAUUUAGCGACCUUAUAACCUUAACCAGAGAAAACAUUAUAAAAGACUCCGAUAAGGUAUUUGUGCAUCUUAAUUAUUUGCAACUUGAAUUAAAAGCCCAUAAGCAGAAAAAGAAUAUUAAUAGUGCUGCUGAUCAUAAAUCAACAGCUGAAGCAAUUAAAAUAAAUGCUUCCAAUCAAAAUUCAUCUAGUGUAUCAUUAGAUCAAUAUGGGAAUAAAAUCAGUUCUUCAACUUCAAAUAAUUUUACUGAAGUUGGACAAAACUUGCAAAAGAAUCUAAUAAUUGAGUCUGAGAAACCAGACUGUUCUACAACAAAGGAAAUAUUUAUUGAGCUAAGCACCAGUGAACAAGAUCGUUCCAGAAACUUCAGUGCUGUGUCAGAGAUUAGUAAUUUUCAGGCUGAUACAUCUAAAGAGCAAAAAAACAAUAAAUCUGAUUCAAAAAAUUCUAAACUUGAUGCUGAUGCCCGUCAAGAACUUCAAGUCAAAAGACUGGAGAGGCUACUUCAUCACUUAGAUAAAAAAAUUCGUAAACUUCAGACAAAGGAACUUUCUUUAGAGGAUCUGGAUGAUGAAGAUUCAACAUAUAUUAUGGAAGAUAAGUAUAAGCAGAAAUUUAAUAAAGUUUGGAAUGAGCUUUGUAAAAUAAAACAGCGAUCUCGACGAACUGGAAGAGAAAUGGAAAAAACUUUCAAAUAUGAAGGUUCAAGGUACACAUGUCUAAAUCAUGCGGUUGAAAAGAUGAUCAAUAAACGAAAACCUUCGGAAAAAUUUCCGAAUUAUAUUGAGAUUUAUAAGCUUGUGAAAAAUAUUAAUGAUACUGAGUUUUUAGGUUUAGAUGAACCUUUUGUCACUAAAUUAGCAAAAAAAGUUUUUCAAGAUGUGGUUUUGGAAUUAAAGGCCAGAAGAGAACGAGAUGAUGAACAAGUUUUGGGAUGCUAUCUCACAGAUAAUAUAGAUCUAGCAAAUGAUCCAGCUGAACAUGAUGAGACAUUGAAGGAAAAGUUGAGUUUGAGUAUUGCAGCUGGUGAAAAAAGGAUUGCUGAGAUAAUUGAUAAAUAUGCUGAAAAACAACCUGAGGCUUCAGAAUUGGAAUCUGAUGAUGAACAUUCAGAAAAAGAAACAGAUGUAUCAAAAAAGAUAGAGACUGUUAUUUCUGAUUCGAAUAUUAAAAAGGUAGAUGUUGGUACUGAUCUACAAAAAAUGCCUGCAGAGGUCAGAUUAUCCGAAGGAUUUGAAUAUAAUAAUCAAGAAACAAUGGAGUUAAUCAAGUCAACUGAUUUACCUGAUACUGAUCCCAAUUCUUCUGGCAGUGAUGAAUUUCCCAGUCUCAAAAAGCAGGGAAUAGUUUGCAACGAAAUGGUGUAUAUCAGUUCUGAUGCAUCUACUGAGCCUGACUGUAAUUCUGGAGACUUAAAAUGUUCAUCUGAUUUAAAAAGAGAUAAUAUGCAGAAUUAUAAAAGUGCAUUAAGUGAAAAACUAACACACUCAAAUGAAGCUAUGCAACCAGUUGUUGUUAAGGAUUUAAAAAGUGCAUUAAGUGAAAAGUUAAAACAUACAAAAGAAACUAAGCAACCAGUUGUUAUUAAUGAGGAGAGUGAUAGCAGUUCUGAUUUACCUUCACCAGAACAACUCCUUCAGUCUUCUUAAUAUGUAUAUAUAUUACAUUGUCAUUUUGACUUUUAUCAAAGAGGUACUUCUAUUUUUAUAAUUCAUAAAUCACUUUUAACAUGCACCAAAUGCAAACAUAUGAACUAUUUGAAGUAUAAAUUUCUGUCCUUCAGUCAACAUUAUUUUGUUUUAGGAAAUAAUAACACACAUCGAAUGUCUAAUAGUAAAAUUCUGUUUAUUACAAAUUGUUUGUUUCUGUGAUUGAAGUGUUUUUAAAUAUGUAUAUUGUAUUCCUUAAUAGAUCCAACAUUUAUUUUGUAAAAAGUUUGAAGAAUUUUAUAUUACAUGUUAAAAGAGUUAUAGUAAAAUUAAGAGGAUGUUUUAUAAGUGUAUAGUAAGAUUCAUGGAUUUAUUAUUAUUUUUUAGUGUUUUGUUAGAUUUAAGUUAAAUUUUCAUAAUAUUAUAUAUGAUAGUAUUUCCAAACUGAUUCAGGAAUUAAAAAUAUAACCGUUUGAGGAUGUUGAACUCAAUUCUUUGCAAUUCAAGAAAAUUUUGAAGAAUGAAGUUUUCCCUGCAUCCUUAUUAAUCUUAACAGAUUGUAAUAAAAUAUGUAAUAAUGUGGUAUGUAUGUGUUUAAAAAUUUGGGUUUCACCAUAGGUUGCUUUAAACUAAAGAAAAUGUCAGAUUUCUUUUAUUUGAUAAUAGAAAUUGCUUAUUAUUAUGUCACAUAACAUAUAUUAUUCUAGAAGAAUUAAAAAAAAAGGGGGGGGAGGUGAAAGUAUGAGAUUAAAUGUAUUGAGCAUAUGCAAAGAAAAACAUACAUUUAAAGACCAAAUGUUAUAUAUCUUUUCCUAUUUUCUUUACAACUAUCUUCUUUUAUCAUUUAAAAAAAAAUUACAUAUUAUUUUCUUAUAAUUGCUGUAAAUGUUUUGCCUGUGAGGUAAAUCAAGCUCUUAUAAAUAUUAUAGAUCCAAUAAGUUUAAUUUGAAUGCAUCUAGUUAAUUUUCUUUUUUUAUAAUUUGCAUUGAGGUUGUUUUAUUGUUGAAAAAAAACAUUAAAAGAUGCUCUGUGAGCAAAAGAUGGUAAUCGUUAUCAAGUUUCUUAUUUUUGCCAUCCCUUGGUUCUUUGAAAUAUGUAAUAUUGUUUGUUAAUAUUAGCAAAAAGCUCCAAAUAGGAUGUUAAAUGAAUGUUUUAAUUUUCAAAAAUGGCUUUUGAUAUACCUGUAAAUUGUAUUAUGAUGACUAAAUGUGUAUAUAAAUAUAUAAGAUUUGUAUAUACGCUUUGCAGAAUUAAAAAAAAAUUAUUUGAUGAUGUACAGUUGGAUUGAUUUAAGAAAUAGACUUCUUGUCAAUAUAUUAAAAGUAAUACAUUGAAAGAUUUAUUAAGAAAAAAUAAUUUUCAUGUAGAUGUUUCUGACAUUGCAUCUAAUCAGCUGAAUCUAAAUGACAGUUAGCAAUUCAUAAUUAUGAUUUUUAACCACAUUGUCUAAAUCAGAUGCUUUGUAGUUUUUUCCACAUUUGUUAAGAACUUCAAACUCCAAUUUUUCAGCAAUAUUUAUGAAGCUUUUGAAUACGUAGAUAAUUUUAAAAGUGCCCAAAGUAAUUAAAGUGGUUUAAUUUCAAUUAAGAGAAUUGUGAUAGUGUUCUGUGCUAUGAAUUAGGAAAGGAACUAUUUGCAUAUUCUCACUUUCCUAAUAACAAGGUUUGGUGUAAUUUAGAUAUAUUGUGGCUAUAUAGUACAUGGAAGUACAGGCAUAAAAAUUGUAUGCUUGUGUAAAUUAUAGCAGCACCUUACAAAACUUGCAGUGUUUAUCAACCAAAGCUUAAAGUUGAGAAAAAGGUGAAGAGGCAUUGUGAGGUAAAAAUUGUAUUUCUCAUUGAAGUUUAAAAUAAAUAAUGGUGUUUAUUUAAAGUAGAAGAUUAUUUUUCUGAUUAUUAAUGAGAAAAGAAACACAUUUGUUUUUAUUGCUAAAUUUAUGCAAAAUAUAAAAUGUUAUUGAAAGAAGUCUGUCCCCCACCCCACAGAUUAUCAUUUUUACUCCUUAGAAAAAGCUUUGGAAAUGCUAUGAUACAAAUUAUUAAGAUAGUGUAUUUACUUUUUUUUUUUUUUUCCUGUUUAUGCAUAGUUAAGAAAACCAUUUCUAAAGAAAAGAGCAUUAGUUUAGGUCCUAAGAAUUUGAACAGAAUAUUUUAACAUUUUAUAGUUUGCUUUUAUGCUUUUCAAUGAACAUUUGUUAAAAAAUGCUGUUAUGCAAAGUAAAUAAAAUAAAAGUAAAAAAGUAUUUAUUACAUUAUUUCAAUCCCCUUUUUUUUUCAUGUGAGUAUUUCAUUCUACUUCGGUUGGCUCAAUGAAAUGAUAAUAUCAAGAUUUUCUCUUUAUGAAGAUAUUUUUCAUAUAUGCAGUCAAGUUGUUCAUUGCUUGCUGGUUUCCUUUUAUUUUAAUUGAUUGGUUUAAUUUUUUGUCAUGUAGUCACAUAGAAUACUUGUUUCCUGUUACCUCUUUUCUUUAAAUUAUCUGCAAUUUUACUGUGGUUCCUUCACAUCUGAAAAUUGUUUCCUAAAUUCUUCUUUAGUAUGUAGUCCUAAGGUGGUUCUUAACCUUUAUACAUCUAUUGGCUAUAUAUUGUUAAUUAUGUGUUUGUAAUAUCACAAUAAAAAUAAUUUAAUUAUUUUUAUUUAAUAAAUGAAUACCUGUAUUCAAUAAUAUUUGGCAAACCAUUGCCAGGUGAUUAAGAUUUUGGUAACAACAAUAAAAAAUAAGUCACAAAAUAUUCAUUCCUUAUUUUGUUAUUUAUGAUACGUAAUGGUCAGAUACUUAAAUGCUAAAGAUUAUAUAUCUAUAUGAAUUAGUUGUCUAAUUUACAAUUAUUGUGCAAACAUAUUAAUCUCUAGAAUUGCCAUAUUAAUCUUCAUAAAAGUUUCAGUCUUAGAGAUGGUCCAGUUUAAUAAUUCAGAUCUGUACAACUGAAUAAUCAGUCACAAUAGCAUAUGGAAUGAUUAGCAUGCAAAGUAGUUCAGUGUAACAAAUCCAUAAAAGUUAAUUGAGAAAAAAGCAAAUUACUGAGGAAAAGAAACUUUUUUUAAGGGAAACUAAACAAAUGCUAUGAAAAUAGUCAUUCAUUUUAAUUAAUACUGCAUAUAAAAGGAGGUUACUUGAAAAAUGAAAAAUCAAAGUACUUAACAAAUCAGCAGUGCUUGGUGUGAAGGACCAUCAACUGUUUCUAUAAAUAAGAUAUAAGAGAAGUUAUUAUUUCUGCAGUUAUAUGAGAAAUGCACAAACUUAGAUAGUUCCAGUGACAUCACUCAGAGAAGUCUGGAUAAUUUGCAUAAUUGUGAUGAGUUUUUAUGUUUAGUUUCUACUUGUAAAUAUAUUUAACUGACAUAGUCAUGUGUUGUUUUCAAGACAUUUGUAUUUUUUAAAUGAGCAUUUCUGUAAUAUAUAUGUGCAAAGAAGUAAAAUGUUUGUAAUCAUUUAAAUUUAUAUGUAUAAGAAAUAAAAUAUUUAUAUUAUUCUGACA